Molecule: messenger RNA, 513 nt
Organism: Trichoplax adhaerens
Lineage: Eukaryota; Metazoa; Placozoa; Uniplacotomia; Trichoplacea; Trichoplacidae
Exons: 4
Biological process (GO): peptidyl-L-cysteine S-palmitoylation; protein targeting to membrane
Cellular component (GO): Golgi apparatus; endoplasmic reticulum
Molecular function (GO): protein-cysteine S-palmitoyltransferase activity
Source: RefSeq, a predicted model, not a curated record
GAGGAUGAUUUUCGAACACCUCUUUAUAAAACCGUAACCAUCCGUGAUAUUUCCAUUAAACUUAAAUGGUGUGAUACCUGCCAUUUUUAUAGACCGCCACGUACAUCUCACUGCAGCAUUUGUGACAGUUGUGUUGAGGGAUUCGAUCAUCAUUGCCCUUGGUUGCAUAAUUGUAUUGGACGUCGAAAUUACCGAUACUUCUUUAUCUUAUUACUGUCUAUUACAGCGUACGGAAUUAUUGUAUGCACCCUAACAGUUAUUCAUAUCAUUUAUGCAGCUUCUAAUGGAGAUGAGAUUGCCUUUCCGUAUCCUUUUAACACAUGUUUAAGCAUAAGUGGAUUAAUGCUUGUACCCGUUAUAGGACUGACUGGCUUCCAUUGUUACUUAGUCCCCUUUAAUAAAUCUACCAAUGAAUAUAUCACGCAAAAAUUUAAUAAUAUACCUAAUCCUUACGAUCGUGGUUGUUUAAAUAAUCUGAUAUAUAUGUUCUGCCAUCGUCAACAACCAAGGUAA